Molecule: messenger RNA, 2148 nt
Organism: Medioppia subpectinata
Lineage: Eukaryota; Metazoa; Arthropoda; Arachnida; Sarcoptiformes; Oppiidae
Source: the annotation of a GenBank genome assembly
UUGACAAUAGCGCACCGCAUAUCACACGGCGAUGCCAUACGGCUGGGCUGUAUGGCCGGCCAUCAACUGCAAGGGGCGCCCACUAUGCGGUGCUGGUACGGCGAGUGGACGAGUCCGCAGCCGCAGUGCAUCGCCGCCCCCUGCGCUCUGCCCACCAUUAGAAAUGGUUACUAUUCGGGCGGUUACCGCUCCGGACUCACCAUUUCUCACGGCUCUGUCAUUGAGUUUCACUGCAAACCCAAUUACGUUCGGGGCGUUCAGGAGCCGCCCCGUUGUUUCGAGGGCCGGCUUAUGCCCGAACCACCCCAUUGUAUUGAACACGACUUAGUUAUGAAUGUCAUCGACGAUAAGGCCAUAAACGCUGACGAAUCGGUAAUAUCUGUGCCAAAAACACAAGUAUUAUCACCGACUGGUGGGUCGGAGUCGACCAUAACCUACAACACUAGCACUCCAUCUGAGAUGCUUUGGUGCGAACCUCCGGACAAACUGGAAAACGUACUCAAAUACGAGUCCACUUUCAGCGCUAAUCAUUUGCCACUCAUUAGUAUCGCACAAAUCAAUUCAAAUGACAAUAACGACGACAACAACAACACGACUACAGCACAGUCCACAACAGCCGACAGCACCCCCUCAACAGCCGCACCCAUCACCACAACGCCCAUCACUGCCACCACUGUGUUCGCCAAACUCAUUGAAAUGACCACAACUUAUUUCACCGACUUUUUAAACAUAACUGAUUUAAGCAAAGGCUUGGCAUUAAGUGCCGCCGACAAUAAGAGCGUCGAUAUAACGGAUACGACGACCGCCGCCGGCCCUCAGGAGAAGGUAUACCAUCCGCACGGGACGGAAAUUGUGUUCAAUUGUUUGCCGGCGAUGAAUGGCCAGCGAAACACGUGGACAAUCACGUGCGAAGACGGCGGUUGGAUUGGCCGGGCGUCUAAAUGCGGUAAAAAAGACAACUUCACAUUACAUGAUAUAUUUGUGGCCAAAAAAUUUGAGGAAGAUAUGGCGGCGUUGGAGCUGCGGAAGAAUAACACCUGUGUCUACACGAACGUCGACCCAAACGUGUGGGCGUUUAUCGGCGACCAGCGGAUCGAAGAGUACACAGAGCUGUCGGCCGGCACUCAACUCAUCAUACGGUGCAAAGACAUCGGCAAAUACAACCUCAUUGGCAGCAAAACACGGAAAUGCGUUUACGGCGAGUGGGACGGCGACCGACCGCAAUGUUUUGGCCUCUCCCAGGAGAACGAUUACGCUCUGGAAAAGCCGCCGACUAUACUAUUCCGGCACCAAUUGGGACCAAUAGCCCAGAGUGUGGACGGAAAGCUGAUUGUAUAUCCGGGCACUAUAUUGCACUUGGAGUGCCUCUGGAAACGCAAGUUUGGCGCACCCGUAUGGGAAUGGAGCCAUUCGUUCCGCAAAUAUAACCAGGAUUGGACAACAGAGUCGGGUCGCGAUUCUGGCCUAGAAUUUCGUUUAAGUAUAUUUCACGCCCAGAAGGAGGACUCCGGGCUCUACACGUGCCGAACACCCAAUUAUCACAGACACUCUGUGGAGAUAAUUGUCAAACCUGUUCAUUGUUCAGCGCUGGUAGAGAGCGAUGGACUGAAGAUUAUAAGCCCGAGCACUAAAAUGAACGCCAAAGCCUUGUUCACGUGUCGGCCCGGUAUGAAACUGAACGGCACCGAUAGUGCCGAGUGUCUGCCAUCAGGCAAUUGGUCCGCAGACACCCCGACGUGUAUUAUAACCGAAUGCCCGGAUCUGACGAAUAGCACCGACAUUACGAUUACUGAUAACCAAACGGACCCGAGAUCUAUGUUGAAGACGACGAUGAAUGGCCGAUAUGUCGAGGUAUUUUGCGAGACACCAGUCAUACCAACACAUGGUUAUCUACAGGGCGACAAAAUACAGCGCUUUCGGGGCGGCGAUAUCGUACAGUUCACGUGCGAUACCGGGUAUAUGCUUGAGGGCAACCCCAUUGUCAUCUGUCAGGAGAACAGCCGCUGGUCGGGUCCGCCGCCCAACUGUGUGCCCGCGUGCACAUACCCGGGCACAACACACGGCGGCAUUAUAUCGAUCGUCAAGUUCUUCUACAGCGUGAACGAGACGGUGAGGUUUGAAUGCGCCGACGGGUACGACAUGAGGGGU